UAAAUAUAUAAUAUAUAAUCCAAGUUAGGCCAAUCCAUUUAUGUUUUGAUGAUGGAAUUCUCAAUAAUGAAAAGCAGUUCUUCUCAGAAAAUAUCAAGGGUUAGACAAUACAAGAAAUCUUCAGUUCCUCGUUUGAGAUGGACGCCUGAGCUUCAUCAACUUUUCAUUGAAGCUGUUGAACAUCUUGGAGGAAGUGACAAAGCAACUCCAAAGAGAAUUCAACAGAUGAUGGCAGUAAAGGGAUUGAAGAUUUCUCAUGUUAAAAGCCAUCUCCAGAUGUACAGAAACUUGAAAGAGCGAGCCAGCAUCACUAUUGUUAGGUCUUCUUCCCCUCUGCAUGUGUCUGAAACAUUAAGAGAACCUGGGAGUCAAUUGUCUUACAAAUUAGGGGGGGUAAAUGAAUAUACUGACCAAAUUGCUGAAAAUGUAUAUUGCUAUGACUACCAGGAAGCACAAGGAAGUUUAAGUAGUGGAAUGACAAAGGAAGAAGAAGAAGAAGGUGAAUGUGAAAGGGAGAUCAAUUUUUGGCCUAAUUUGGAUGAUUAUCAACAUUCCCAAUCUGAAAACUCUACUAAGGACAAUUCUCACAUUAAUCUAGAUUUAUCUAUUUCCUCAUGUUUCUAUUGUUAAUUAUGCUAAUAUAGAUUAUAGAGUAGUCCCCUAGCUAUUACUAUUUGUCUUAUUUUAUAGUACAUUGUGGUAUAGCAAUAAUACUGGCCUUUGUAUCUAGGUCUAGGCGCCCAGUAGUUUUUGUACGAAUUAAAAAGAAAUUCUAGUGGAUUAUUUAAUUCUUAUCAUUUGGUCCUUC
Nicotiana tabacum (common tobacco) is the source of this 808-nucleotide messenger RNA. RefSeq lists its product as uncharacterized. Gene Ontology annotation, molecular function: DNA-binding transcription factor activity; DNA binding. Lineage: Eukaryota; Viridiplantae; Streptophyta; Magnoliopsida; Solanales; Solanaceae. The record is from RefSeq and is a predicted model, not a curated record.